CUGCAAACUGUAUGAACUUCAUGUCAGUUCUGGGACUAUGGAUGAACUGAGAGUGUGAAUGCUCAUGACUAUGAAGUCUCAGGGAUUAUGGCUAUGAAGGGGAGCUCGCAAACGCCGCAGUACCAUAUUACAUGAACCAUGUUAUUCACUGUACGCACAUAAUGCCUUAGGAUGGAGAAAGAGGUCUCGCUCACGAAGGGCGCUGUCGGCAUCGACAAGCUAGCUUUUCUCACGAUGCUGCUGGCCGUGCAGCCGGGCUGGGGCGCGGUGACCGAAGUGCAUAACGGGCGGGAGCUCGCCUUGGCUUUCGCAAACAACAGCGUCACAACCAUUCUUAUGGCGUCAGAUAUCCACCUCCUUGAAGCGGAUUGGGUGGGGCUUCCGUCCCCCGUCCCCGUCGUCCUCACCCGGGAUAUCACUGUGGUUAGCCAGCCUGGACUGAGCUACCUGAUUGACUUCAACUACAUCUCUCGGAAGAUGCGUCUGGGCAAUGGCACGACCUUGCGUUUUAUCAACACCGCCGUAACGCAGAAUCGGUUGCGUGUGGUGCUCUCACCCGGGCUAGACCUUCUGGAGCCGUGUCUACCCGGCGAGCGCGCGACAUUCAUCAACGAAGGGGGAAUCCUACUUGCUGAUAUGUGUUACCCGCAGCAGUUACGGAAUCAAAACUACCAGGGGCUCACCCGCUCUCCCAACUACCCCGGGACCAACAAACUGCUGCCGGUGACGCCGCAAACGGGCUGCGUCAACAGCACCAGCGUGCCACGCCCCCAGCAGUGCUACCCGGAGACGGGCAUGAUCAUUGAUGUGGCGGUGGAGGCGACGGAGCUGUCGGCGCUGGGGGGCGCCACCGUGCCGUCAAACUACCUGGUCCGAGUCGUCAACACGUCGCUCGCCUGCCUGAGCUUGCUCAGCAACGACUGCAUCGCGCAGUACACCUUGCCUGGCUGCCGGCAGCUGGUGCUGAACGCGCGCAAGGCGUCGGCAGACGCAGAAGCGCGGGGCGAGGCGCCGCCAGGCGGCACGAGCGCCGUCGGCGGCAGCCCCUGGGACCCGCAGGGAACUCCGGCGGAUCCAACGGCUGCGCCGCAGGGGCCAGCGGGCGGAGGCGGAGGCGGCGGAGGCGGCUCGGAGUCCGGCACGCCGUGGUGGCUGCCGGUGGUGGUCGGCGUUCUGGGAGGCGCCGUGGUCAUACUGGUGCUGGGCGUUGCCGCGGCCUACGUGUGGCGGAGCCGUGCUCGUCGCUCACGGCAGCAACAGCAGCUCAAGGCGGCGCGGGACUCCAGCGUCCAUUCGUCAGGGCGCCCCGCCGCCGCCAGCCCGCAAUUGGAGCCUGGCGCCGACCAGCGGCCGUCCCAGGAUCAAUCCCAGGGAGGAGGCAUGUGGCGUUGGCUCAGGAGGGCGCAUCAGGGGGCGGGUGGAAGCAGCGGCCAGCAGCCGCUGGUGCUGGGCAACAGCGGCGGGCCCGGCGGCGAUAUGGACAGAGACGGCGGGAGGGCCCGAAGCGGCAGCAGCGAAAAGGCCGGUGGGCCGGCUGCAGUCGCUGCCGCCAACAUGGCCCGAUUGCAGCACGCCCAGCCAGCAGCGUCAGCCACGGAGCUAAACAACAGCACCAGCACCAGCAGCGGCCCCACGGUCUGCGUCACCAUCAACUCCGCAGUUCCCUCAUCAGCGGUAUGGGUGCCGGGCGCCGCCACUGUGCCCCGGUCUUUGCUGGAGUCGGAUUUACGACAGGCGACGUUCUCAGCUAUUUCCAAUCUCGCCUAUGGUGAUGGCAAUGCCGUGGCUAAGGCCGCUUACGAGGCGGCGGGCGCCGCUGCAGGACGGACGGACUCGUCGGGCCUUCUGUCGCCUUUCACGCCUGCCCGCACGGACCUGCAGCGGGUUGAGCUGAGCAGUGGCCGGCAGCGGCAGCAGCAGCCUCCUCGGGAUACGAAGGCGGAUAGCAACGGCAGUAGUCAGACGACCCGCCGCCUGAGCCGCGAAGCACGUGAGCAAGGCACCCUGCCUGAUGGGGGCAAGGCGGCGGCGGCGCCUGGCAGCGCCGCCGCCGCCACCACUGGCAACAAUGACGAGCUGAAGCUGCUGCCUGGGGAGCCGCUAGGCCGGGGCGCGUGCGGCAGGGUGUAUCGUGGGAUGUUCCGCGGACAGCUGGUGGCGGUCAAGAUGCUAGGCCACGUGGGCUUGCUGAACGCCGCACAGCAGCAGCAACAGCUCGUGCCACAGCCGCCGCGAGGCCAGCAGCCGCCACCCCACCAGCAGGCGGGCUCUGAGGCACCAGCGCAACAGCAGCAGGCAGCAGUAGUGCCGCAGCUGCCGCUGCCGCCUUCCGUGUCGGGCGCGGCACACCCGCAGCACCCCUCCACACCGGACAUCUGCAGUCCAACCUACAUCUCCACCAGCGCAACCGAGCCGCCAUGCAGCAGCGGCGCAAACGCCUGCGAGCGCAACGCACUCGGUGAAACACCCGGCGAAGGUGGCGACAGCACCCUCACGGGGCCGUCAACGUCCUCAUCCGCGGGAGGCAGCAGCGGCGGGCGGCUGGCAUCGUUGGCGUUGCAGCGCGCAGCACUGGGCGCGCGCAUGCCCGAGGCCAUUGAGGAGGAGGCCCCGGAGGAGGAGGCGGCAGGCAGCGCCGGCGGAGGCGGGGGCGGCGCAGCUGUCGACGCCGCCCGCGGCCUGAGCAGUGAUGAGGGCUUGGCGGAGUCACGUAAUCUGCGGGGCGCCCAGGAUUGGUUGCUGGUGAUUGGCGACGACGACGGCGGCGCAUAUGGCGGUGGUGGUGGUGACGGUCUGGAGGAGCGUGUGUCGCGGGGCGAGCAUGGCUCGACUAGCGCUGCCGCAUUGGAACCGCUCGCGGACGGUGGCGGUGGCGGUGGGGUCGGCGCGGGCCCAGCGCAGCAGGGCUCUCCCGCGCGGCAUGCGGCGGCCUUGCUACAGCAGCACCGGUCCCAGGAGGAACGCCAGCCACAGCAGCAGGAGGCGGAGGAGCAGCAGCGGGACGGGGCUGCCCGGAGCAGCUCGAGGGAGGGGCUGAUGAGGACGCUGCAACAGGAGGUGGACUGUCUUGCCAGGUGCAAGCACCCCUGCAUCGUCCGCUUGCUGGCUGUGUGCGCGGAGCCGCCGCUGAUGGUCAUGGAGCUUAUGGACACGAGCCUGGACCGGCUGCAGUAUGGGCGAAGAGGCGGGGCCGCUGCCACGUCGCUGCUGCCCCUGUCGCUGGUGCUGCACAUCGGCAUUGAGGUGGCGCGUGGCCUGGCGUACAUGCACCCGAACCUUGCUCACCGCGACCUCAAGCCCGCCAACGUGCUCAUCAGCCAGCCCGAUAGCGAGCGGCCCAUCGUCAAGAUCGCGGACUUUGGGCUGUCGCGGCUGCUGGACACCGCCGUCAUCACAAGGAACCCAGACGCGGGAACGCCGCCGUACAUGGCACCCGAGUGCCUGGACCUGGGCAACCGGGUGGCGAUCACGCACAAGGUGGACGUGUUUGCUCUGGCCGUCAUGCUGGCGGAGAUGCUGGUGGGCCGGCGGCCCUGGCACGGACACAGCAUGAUGGAGAUCGCCACCGCACUGGCGCUGCGCGGCUGCAGGCCCUACGACCUGGAAAGAGACGUGGCCGCAACCGCGGCUGCGGCUGCGGCUAGUGGUGGUGGUGGUGGUGGUGAUGGUGGUGGUGGUGGUGCAGAUGGGCGCCUGCCGGUGGGGCAGGCGGUGCCGGCGCGGGCCCCGGUGAAGCUGCUGCGCCUGAUUGAUAUGAUGUGGGAACAGGAUCCCGCGCGGCGGCCGGCGGCGGCGGAGGUGGCCAAGAUGCUCACCGUGAUUCGGCAGCAGUUUGAGCAAGGUCACUUUGCUACCCAAGGCGGCGGCGCUGUGGCGGGGGACUAAUAAAGUAGAGAGCUUGAAUGCCUUGAACCUUGGAACUCAUCAUGGAUGCUGAACUGGUAAUCAAAACUUUGGUGGACACCAACAACCUACGCGUGCGCGGUACACGUCUUUGUCUUCGGAACACAACGAUGGUAUAAUGGAUGCGCUGAUCGUUAUAACGAUAUUCAGUUUACUCUUAGCCCGAGGAUUGUGUUGGCAGUAAGUGUCGUACCCUUAUCAAAGCUUCAGUAGUUCAGUGUGUUUGUACGGUAUGCCAAUGUGCAAAUUUGUGGCAGGCGGCACCACCAUGUAUGGGCAAUUGAGGCUGUAGUAGCAUAUUCUGGUAGGCUUCGUGCCGAGGGUGGAUGCUUGGGUGGACGGGAAUGGGCAGGCCAAGGGGCACAAAUGUGCGGUGUUUGCGACGCCCCCCUGAUGGUCGGCAUGUCACAUCAUAGCUGUGUUGCAGACGGGUGCGGCAGGAUUCAGACGUGUUAAGUGGGCAGAAUAGAACCGGCGGAAUUGGCAAGGGAGCUUCGCAUGCGACGGCACGGAGCACCGUUUGUGAAUGAGGCUCCAGCCAACCCGGGCAUGUGGGGGUGGCGUGUGUGGGCAAAGGUUUCAAACCAGGGGAUGCAGGGCGGUUGGCGCGCUGGUCAAGCAAGUGAGGCAGCGGUGUACGGCGGGCUUGUCGUCCAGGUGGCAGGCAUGCACUGCCACGGGCAGCAUGGGUUGCCAGCCGCAAGCAGGGCGUUCGGUUGCUGGCCGCGUUCGACGCAACGGCCGUAGCCCAGGGGAUGAGGGGAGCAGUAGCCUGUAGCCUGCAGGUUGCAAGUAAGCAACCUGGCUCCUCAGCACAGUUGGUGAUUGUGUCAUUAUGUGCGUGCUGCAUGCACCAAUGGCGGCAUGGCAGAGUCAGCCAUAAUGGUGUAGGUGGAGCAGCGGAGGGGACUAGGGGAGAUGAAGUACACUCACACCCCAUCGUCAGAAUUUCGUGCCUCAAGAAGUGCUGGCUCUACGGCGCUCCUUGACUCCGGAAAUCAAGUUUCGGGCGGGGUGGCUUAUCAACUUUGGGCUGGACGCUGUAGACCCCUGCAUGUGCUGACGUGCGACCCAGUACCGUACGGUAGGUGUGAUGUCGGGGUGCGGGUGGGUGGGGGUGCCGGAUUUGUCAUCCAACUCCAGCAAUUCAGCUCGCCACCAGCAAGCAGCCCCAGUGGGCGCUCAGUUCACGGCCAGCCAUCCACAACAGCUUUGAUUUGUGGUAAAGCGGUGCUGAUAACGGGGCCGGAUAAUCGUUUGGGAGGAUUGCGGUUAGGUGGUGGGCGAUAGGAGCCGGGCCUACCAGCCCAAGGCAUAAGAGUAGGCUGUUGGCGCUGCAGGUGCGGCACGCCCUAGAGCCCUAGAGCAGGGCGUCCGUAGUCCGUACUAGUGCGUGUUCGCUGGCCUGUGAGCUGCGUCACAAGGUCCCUCGUGUAACCAACGCAGUCUUCACAUCCCCGCCAUAACCUCACCAACCAGGACCACCAGGGCAUUAGACCGCCCACGCACAGUUGCACACUAUGCACCUCACAAUUGGGGUAUUAGAAAGGCAAGCUUUUCAGCCAGCCCCCAUGCAAGUCACAGACUGUGGCCCGACGACGUACAGCACACAUUCUGGUCGUCCCACGACCUGCCUGCUGCUGGUACAGCCAGUCAAUGUGCGCCUGCCGCCACCCCCGCGCAGGCGCGGCAGCACGAGCCUAUGUCACCCAGUUAUGAAGUCGGAUGAACACGCCGUUGCUUGCAAAGGGAACAUUGUAAGGCCUGCGACAAGUCGCUGGUGACCAUCGUGGACGCAGACCAGGCGUGAGACCAGGUCGGCCGCAGACCAGGUCGGCCGCCAGCCCCCCCCCCGGACGGUUGACCACACGGAACCCUGCAGUCACGCAGAGGAACUCAACCGUGCGUUUGGUGCAUCACCGCGUGCAUGCUGGACUACGAGCAGCGACUGUGCCUAAUGGUCAAGUCGGCCUGCCUCAGGAACCCCGCACGCUGCAGGAUGCUACCCCGCGGGGCCAGCGUACAGUGGGCGAGAGAGGCAGCGAGGGCCCGUGUCGAUAUCAACGGCAGUUUAGGUGAUGUGAUGGUGUUGCUGGUGUGUACAUUUGCGCGCGCAAGAGCGAGACAGACAAGGUUUUAGCUGCGCAUGCACUCUGGCAGCCUCCUGCAGGUCAUAGCUGACCUAGUAUGUAUUUGUU
Messenger RNA from Chlamydomonas reinhardtii, 6101 nucleotides. RefSeq lists its product as uncharacterized. The record is from RefSeq and is a predicted model, not a curated record. The coding region runs from base 172 to 3885 and encodes 1237 amino acids. Gene Ontology annotation, biological process: protein phosphorylation. Lineage: Eukaryota; Viridiplantae; Chlorophyta; Chlorophyceae; Chlamydomonadales; Chlamydomonadaceae. The transcript has 15 exons. Gene Ontology annotation, molecular function: ATP binding; protein kinase activity.